AUGAACGGCACCUCUUACGAAAGCGGCGUGCCGCUUGCAAACAACGGGCUUCUCAACGGAAACAACAAGGAGGACGAAACCGCCAAACCGGUGGCAUUCCCGCAAACGAAAAAGGAGUUGGACGACCUUCUAUUACGCUACCAACAAUUGCUUCGUCUUUCGGCCGAUGCCCGCAAAAAACACGAUCCCUACGCCCGCAUGGCGGACGCUUACGGGCUGGGCGGCGGAAUGGCCGAAGCCCUGGCUUUUGUGGAUCCCUACGCCGACGAGAAACGUCUUUUGGAACUGUGUUUGGCCCGUGUCAGCGCCUCCUACGACCAGUACAUCCGCGAAGAGGAGGAGGUGACGGCAGAGAUCCUUGGCGCUUUGCAGAAACUGCUGGGCGAAGCCGUCGAUAUGGCUUUGUUCGAACAGCAGAUUGCCGGCUUGCAAAUGUUGUCUCGCGACAUGGACUUGCCGCCUUCCUUACAGGUCAAGUACGAGAAGGGCGACGACAAGAAAACGGUCGAGAAGUUGUCCUCGGCUGAAAUCGUCGACAGCAUUCUUGCAGACCACUUCUCUGUGCUCAAGGACAGAGGCGAUUUCUUGCAGAGAGCUAAAGCUGCAGGCCUCAAUUUGCCUGCAACCGCUGGCCCUGUGAACCCCUUGUCUACUCCUGUGGGCAACUAUUACACUGAGCAAAUUAUCUCCAGCAAAAUCGCCUCUCGUCUUUCCGAGUUGGAGAACUUGCCAGCAAACUUGGGCACUUUCACCGCGGGGCUCGGGCCCGACGAAAAGGGAAACGUGGACGAGUUGAAAAUUGACGUUUUGAUAGAGUUGAAGUCUCUCCAGGUUUUGGCGGUGCAAAAGUUUUUGAAAAACAAUUUCCUCCGCAAAGUCGCCUUGACUUCCCACUACGACCUGCCUGAUUUGUGCAACAACACCUUAUCCUUGCAGGGCAGAAGAGGUUUGUACAUUCGGGAAAAAGUGGACCAGCCAAACCCGCAUCUUCUAGCUCUGCAGUUGGAAGACAAGUUCCGGUUGGAGGCCCAGGCCAAAGAGCACGAGUUGCACGUUCAAAAAAUCGAACAAAUCUUGGACAGCUCGAGACUUUAUCUGGAUGCAAUUGCCUCUCGCAUCAGCAAAAGAUCGACCUUGGCACGGUUUGUCAACAAUUUCCACGCCAACACAGAAAAGGAGGAAUCCAAGAAAUUAGAGAAAACCGCCAAGCAACGUUUGCAAGCUUUGAAAGCCAAUGAUGAGGAGGCGUACAUCAAAUUAUUGGAUCAGACAAAAGACCAUAGAAUCACGCACUUGUUGAAACAAACAAACAGCUUCUUGGACUCUUUGGCUAAAGCAGUCAAGCUUCAGCAAGCAGAGGCAGACGAUAUUGGCGUUGAAGAACCAACAGAUAACGUGGACGAACUCAGAGAGAAAAUUGACUACUACCAAGUUGCACACAGAAUCAAGGAAGAAGUGAAAGAACAACCGUCAAUUUUGGUGGGUGGUCAAUUGAAAGAGUACCAGAUCAAGGGUUUGCAAUGGAUGGUCUCUUUAUACAAUAACAAGUUGAAUGGUAUUUUGGCCGAUGAGAUGGGAUUGGGUAAAACAAUCCAGUCCAUUUCUUUGAUCACAUACUUGAUUGAGAAGAAGCAUGAGGACAAGUUCUUGGUCAUCGUUCCGUUAUCCACCAUUACAAACUGGACAGUUGAAUUCGAAAAAUGGGCUCCUUCAGUCAAGGUCAUUGUUUACAAGGGAUCUCCACAGCAGCGGAAGGAAUUGCAAUUUGAGAUUAGAACUGGUAAUUUCCAAGUCAUGUUGACCACGUAUGAGUAUAUUAUCAGAGAAAGGCCUAUUUUGGCAAGAUUCUCCUAUUCGCAUAUGAUUAUCGACGAAGGUCACAGAAUGAAGAAUGCUCAGUCUAAAUUAUCCAUCACUUUGAAACAGUACUACCGCACGAAGAACAGAUUGAUUUUAACGGGUACACCAUUGCAGAACAAUUUACCGGAGUUGUGGGCUUUGUUAAACUUUGUCCUUCCAAAGAUCUUCAACUCUGUGAAAUCUUUUGACGAAUGGUUCAACACUCCAUUUGCCAAUACAGGAACACAAGAAAAGAUCGAGUUGACAGAAGAAGAAAGUUUGUUGGUUAUCAGAAGAUUGCACAAGGUUUUGAGACCAUUCUUGUUAAGAAGAUUGAAGAAAGACGUGGAGAAGGAUUUGCCAGAUAAGGUCGAAAAGGUGUUGAAAUGUAACUUAUCAGGCUUGCAACAUAUUUUGUACCAGCAAAUGUUGAAGCAUAAUGCCUUGUUUGUGGGCUCCCAAACAACAGGUACAAACAACAAAUCCGGUAUCAAAGGCUUGAACAACAAGAUCAUGCAAUUGAGAAAGAUUUGUAACCAUCCGUUCGUUUUUGAAGAAGUGGAGGACAUAUUAAACUCUUCUCGUAUUACCAACGAGUUGAUUUGGAGAACUUCGGGUAAGUUUGAGUUGUUGGAUAGAAUUUUGCCGAAAUUCAAGGCUUCCGGACACAAGGUCUUAAUUUUCUUUCAAAUGACAUCUGUGAUGAAUAUUUUUGAAGACUUCUUGAGACUCCGGGACAUGAACUACUUGAGAUUAGAUGGUAGCACGAAGGCAGAAGACCGUCAAGAUAUGUUGAAGUCUUUCAACAAGCCUGAGUCGGAUAUUUUCUGUUUCUUGUUGUCCACAAGAGCCGGUGGUUUGGGCUUGAACUUGCAAAGUGCAGACACGGUCAUCAUUUUCGACACAGAUUGGAAUCCUCACCAGGAUUUGCAAGCACAGGACAGAGCUCACAGAAUUGGACAGAAGAACGAAGUCAGAAUCUUGAGAUUGAUUACCAACGAUUCCGUCGAAGAAGUGAUUUUGGAAAGAGCACAUCAAAAGUUGGAUAUUGACGGCAAGGUCAUUCAGGCCGGUAAAUUCGACAAUAAGUCUACUGCUGAGGAACAAGAGGAGUUCUUGAAGAAGUUGUUGGAUGCGGAACAAGGAGAGAAUUUCAAUGAAGAAAAUGAUUCGUUGGACGACGAUGAGUUGAACGACAUUUUGGCACGUUCCGAAGACGAGAAAAAGAUGUUCACCGAAAUGGAUACACAGAGAAUCAUUCAAGAGAAACAGCAGAGUCGUCAAGGCGGAUAUCUGACCCGGUUGAUGACCAAGGAAGAAUUGCCUGAAGUUUUCACAGAGGACAUCUCCCACCACUUCGAGAAGGACACCAAGGAGUUGAGCAGAAUGCGUGAGAAGAAGAGAGUCAAAUAUGACGAUGGUUUGACUGAAGAGCAAUGGUUGAUGGCCAUGGAUGACGACAAUGAUACCGUUGAGGAUGCCAUUCGCCGUAAAGAAGAAAAACGUGCCAGAAGAAAGAGAAAGAGACUCGAAGGAGAAAGUGCGGAGCCUGAGGAUGACGAGGACGACGAGGACGAGUCUGAUUCUGAGAUACGGAAAAAGGCUCGCAGUGCCGAGCCAGACGAGUUUACAGGAGAAGGCGAAGAUCCGUUGGUGGCACGGUGCAACAAGGUUCUUGACGACAUUGUUGAACUCCGGGCAGAAGAUGGCCAUGGAGUGGCGGAAAUAUUCUUGAAAUUGCCUUCCAAGAGGCUCUAUCCCGAUUACUACCGUCUUAUAAAACGGCCAACGUCGAUUAACCAAAUCCGCAAGCACUUGUCUCAGGAGCGGUUUGACACGUUCGCUCUGUUUAUUGACGAGUUGCGGCUAAUGUGCUCCAAUGCUAAGACAUACAACGAGGAAGGCUCGUGGGUGUACAAUGAUGCCCAGACGAUUGAGGCGUAUAUCGAUGUUGUGGCAAACGAAGAGUAG
This is a messenger RNA of Clavispora lusitaniae ATCC 42720, 3810 nucleotides long. RefSeq names its product RSC chromatin remodeling complex ATPase subunit. The record is from RefSeq and is a predicted model, not a curated record. Gene Ontology annotation, biological process: positive regulation of transcription by RNA polymerase II. Lineage: Eukaryota; Fungi; Ascomycota; Pichiomycetes; Serinales; Metschnikowiaceae. Gene Ontology annotation, cellular component: nucleus. Gene Ontology annotation, molecular function: ATP-dependent chromatin remodeler activity; histone binding; DNA binding.